This is a messenger RNA of Fusarium sp. VM40, 984 nucleotides long. The record is from the annotation of a GenBank genome assembly. NCBI's taxonomy places the organism in Eukaryota, Fungi, Ascomycota, Sordariomycetes, Hypocreales, Nectriaceae.
AUGGGGACCACGGCCCGGCAACCGACAAGCCCUGGCCAAGAUGUCGAGUCAAGACCCAGCUUUGAGCCUUCGGGUCCUCGAUACCAAAGCAACAGUCAACCUUUCGCCGGAAGACUCGGCGCCAAUCAAGCGUAUGUAGUCGAUGGUGUGACAUCCGAAGACGAGAAGUUACUGCAGCAUCAACCGGAUGCUACGCCACAUAUGUCGUUCCGCGAGUUAAUGGACUGCCGUCCAAUAACGAAUAUCAAUCUGUGGAAGGCAGCUCUAAUCGAGGGAAUCGGGACGUUAUUAUUUGUCUACAUUACGAUAUGGGCAAACUCCUCGCCUGACGUGAUUCCUGCUUCGCCAACUCAACAGCUGGGAAACUUUGACAACGCUGCCUUUAUAGGGCCACUUAUAGGCGGAAUUCUCAACUUAGUCUUUAUAACGCUAUUCAUCACGUCAUUUGGUGCCAUUUCAGGUGCACAUUUCAACCCUCUCAUCACCUUUGCGACUUUCUGCGCACGACUCUGCUCACUACCGCGAAUGAUCCUCUAUAUCGCCGCUCAAGUCGGGGGCAGUGCGCUCGCUGGUUUGCUGGUUAGAGCUAGUUGGGGAGGCAGAGACUUCAAGACUGGAGGCUGCUGGCUCUUCAUAGAAGUGGUUCCACCCCGGGAGAUAUUCGUGGUUGAGCUCGUGUCGGCUACUAUUCUCUUGUUUCUCGCAUUUGGGGUAGGCCUGGAUCCGAGACAAGCUAAGGUCAUUGGCCCGGCGCUGGGGCCGUUGCUCGUAGGGCUUAGUGUUGGAACGAUGAGUUUUGCAAGUGCUUUCACGAGAUACGGAUAUGGAGGCGCGGGAUUGAAUCCUGCUAGGUGUGUGGGGGCUUUUGUUGGGAGUAGGUUUCCAACGUGGCAUUGGAUCCACUGGGUGGCAGAUGGUAUUGCUUGUAUUAUUCAUGGUGUGUGCUACUACUUCAUCCCACCAUGGACAGAAGUACGGCGAUAA